AUGGCGGAGAGAGGUUUAAUGGCGGCACAAGCCACGUCCAUGCAGGGUAAAUCACUGCUGGACCUCCACAGUGACUUCAUGCAAAGGUUGGAGGCGACAUUUGCAAACAUUUGGUCCCAAUUGGAACAACGAUUGGCUUCUGCCCCUCCCCAACUACUGAAAACGGACGGCGGAGGUGAGAUACUGGGGUCGGCAAAUCACCCACUGGGCACAGCAAACCGCAACACCCCUGCCUCCCCUAACAAGAGACCAAGAGGACCGCAAAUUACCCAGAGCUUGAUCCUGCCACCUCGCCUAUCUAGGCGGAAGACCGCGAAUCGUAAGCGGUGA
Molecule: messenger RNA, 330 nt
Organism: Pelobates cultripes (western spadefoot toad)
Lineage: Eukaryota; Metazoa; Chordata; Amphibia; Anura; Pelobatidae
Source: the annotation of a GenBank genome assembly